ACUUGACAGAACAGUGGGUUGUGCCAUUAGCUAGGCAGCGGCGGGAGGCACCACGUUGCGUCACUUCUGCGCGCCGGCGGGGAAGGGUGAAGGUUUUGCCGAAGGGGCGGCUCGAGAAGAGCGAGGCGGACGGUGGCCGCAUGAGGACAUACCGAGCAAUGCAUCAUGUCCAAAAUGGGAGCGUUGCGUGUGGGACUUGGUGUGGUCUUAGGAGCAGCUGCAGGAAUAGGUCUUUUCUACUACUUUUACAAGCAGAAGAGAAAAAAGCCCUGGCAUAAAGGCAAACCAAGACCUGUCAAUUUACAGAGUCAGCACAAUGCACUGGAGCCUCAGGAACACACAGAACAUCUGCAGCGUUAUAAUCAGGUUCCAUUGAUGAGAACAGGACCAGUAGGGGGUGGUGAUAAUAUCCCAUAUGCACCUCUUUUGACACGUGAAGAACAAGCUGAAGUGCUGAACCGUCUGGACUUCCUGCUUAGAAGCCUUGUAGAGCUGCGGAAUGAAGUAGAAGAGUUACGGAAUAGCCUACAAAGUUUGGCAGGAGAUAUUAUUGGAGAAGUCAGAUCCCAUCUAGAAGAAAGCCAGAAGGUUAUUCGUCGAAGGCGUUUUCCAUAUCCCAGAGAAAGGAGUGAUUCUACAGGAUCUAGCUCCAUAUAUUUUACAGCCAGCUCAGGAACAGUCAAUACAGAUGAUGGGGAAAGUGAAGGAGGGUACACCACAGCCAAUGCAGAAUCCGAUUAUGAUCGGGAGUCUGAUAAAGAGAGUGAGGAAGGAGAAGACGAAAUCAGUUGUGAAACAGUGAGGACAGCAAGGAGGGAUUCUUUGGAUCUUGUCAAUGAAGAUGAAACUGCCUUGGCCAUGGACCCUGCUUCAGAAGAGGAACUAGCUCAGUUACUACAACAAGUGGAUCAUUUGCACCAAGGGAAUGACCAGGAGAAGAGAGAAGGAUUCCAACUGCUGCUUAACAAUAAACUAGCGUAUGGUGACAAGCAAGAUUUCCUUUGGCGGCUGGCCCGAGCAUAUAGCGAUAUGUGUGAAAUUACAGAAGAUGCAGAUGAGAAGAAGUCCUAUGCAUCUGAUGGCAAAGAAGAGGCAGAAACAGCUUUGCAGAUGGGAGAUCAAAGUGCUGAGUGUCACCAGUGGUAUGCUGUUCUGUGUGGUCAGUUCUCAGAGCAUGAAAGUAUACAAAAACGCAUUCAUGCAGGGCAUGAUUUCAAGAAACACGUGGACAAAGCAAUCACUCUGAAACCAAAUGACCCUAAGUCUUAUUAUCUUCUGGGCCGAUGGUGUUACCAGGUCUCUCACCUAGGAUGGUUAGAAAGAAAAACUGCUUCUGCUUUGUAUGAAGAGCCCCCUACGGCCACUGUCCAAGAUGCACUGCAGAACUUCUUAAAGGCUGAAGAGCUGAACUCAGGUUUUUCAAAGAUGGGAAGGGUAUACAUUGCAAAGUGUUACAAGGAACUGGGAGAUGAUUCUGCAGCUGCUCACUGGCUGAGUUUGGCUUCAGAGCUGACCGUUAUCACAAAAGAGGAUGCAGAAGCUGACAAAGAAAUAGAAGAGAUGCAAGCAGUGUCAGAAGACUAAGCAAGUGUAAUGUUUCCAUUCAUGUGAUGGUUACAAAUGAGCAAAACGAGAUUUCACAGUCCUGGCCCUAAGAAAACAAAAAUGAAAAACAAGUUAGCUAGCAUAUCUUCAUGGAUAUUUUGAAGUCAUGUAUGUUCACCAAUCAAAUUCAUCAUUCAAAGAAAUAUUAAUAGAAUACUUCCUGUAAUGAUAUUCAAUCAACAUUCUGUUUCAUAUGUUGAUCCCUGUCCAUAAAACAUUACAAUAAUUCUUCAGAAACAGGGGUUAUACCAGGGCCUAAAUCUAGUUGUCAUACUAGGGCCUAAAACGAGACAGUUGUGUACAGGCGAGAUAUGUAUUACUCCUUGUACGUAUCCCACUGAGGAUCAUUCAGUCUGAAUUCUGUUGUUAACCCCAACUAGAUGAGAUACACUGACUCAAUGGGAACUUGGGAAGAUCAUGUUCAGUAGUUUUAUUCUAGUGUUCAAAGGGCCUAAAUUCAAUUCUGCCUAACCUGAAUUGAACACACAAGUUAAAUUGCGAUAUGAUUCCCCAUGCUCCAUAAAAUUAAUUUUCCUUAAUUAUUUGAAUACUCCAUUAAAACUGUUAGCUGACUGUAUGUACACACCCACAUAUAUGUGGCUUAGGUAUUUGUGGUCAGUUCACAGGGGAAAAUUGGGAGAAUCUACUGUACAUGUUAGAUACAAUUCAUUGUCUAUUGUUAUUGAAAACAGUUGAGCACUGAUCCUUUUGUGUGCGGCUAACAUCUAAGUGUGGGUUGGCAGCAUGACAUUAAGAGUGUAGUUAGCAGUAGGCCAUUAUUCUGAAAACUAAAGUUCCACUUUACCCCUUACAAAUACCUCUUACAAUAUUUUUGUCUAACGCACAAACCUAGCUAACUCCUUCGGGACAUCAUGUUGCUUCUUGACUACACUGUGAUAUUAUUCUGCAUGAGCAGAAGAGCCUAACCCAUGGAGCAUAUGUCAGAAAAAUAUCAACGUUAAAUUCCUUAACGUUUGGGGACCAAAUCACUUUUUCAGUUUCUAUAGAUGUUUUAAAAGAAACAGUAACACAACCAGAAGAGACAGUUAAAAUCAAUGUAAGAGAUUUAAAACAAGAAGAAUUUUCUGUCCCUGCUGGUUUUGCCAAUGUAUGGCAACAUAGUUUUUUUAAAGUUGUCACUAAAAUGCAUUCCUUCUUUGCAGUCUAGAGCAUUAACUGCUGACUAUAGAGCAAGAAUGGGCCGUGGAGGGGCUCCAGUGUAAGUCUGCAAUUUUUUGUAAUUAGAAAAAAAUAUUUUGGGCUGUUGUGUGUUUUCAGGGCUGUACGGCCAUGUUCCAGAAGCAUUCUCUCCUGACGUUUCACCUGCAUCUAUGGCAGGCAUCCUCAGAGGUGGUCAGCUCUCUGAGGCGAAUGCUUGGAACAUGGCCAUACAGCCCAGAAAACACACAACAACUCAGUGAUUCUGGCCAUGAAAGCCUUCGACAAUACAAAAAAAUCCUUUCCUUAGAAAAAAUAUUUCUACGAACCAUGGAGGCAGAUUCACCAGGGAGAGGUGACCUGACAAAAAAGACCUUUUUUGGACCUAAAAAAAAUCACUGCCCCCUGGAAACCUGGUGAAUUUGCUCUCGAGAAGGCCAGGGUAUGUGCUUCCCCCAAAUCUUAUAUAUUUACAACUGUUGUUAUGAUGUAAUACUGCAGUGUAUACUACAUACUUAUGCCAUGAAAUCAAAUUACUCUUCAGUUUCAGCCUGCUGUAGACCCAACAAUCUUACUAGCUCCCAGGUGUGAUAUAAUUCUGUGUUCUGUAUAUCCUCUCCUUUUGGCAGCAACACAAGUGAGGUUUCUCCGUAUUUUUAAAGGCUAAAUUUUACAAGUACGUUGUGGCAGAGGUAUUAUAAUAAGUUGUAAUACACACUGCCAUGUUUGACAUUUUUAUACAAUGAGGUUAGCUAAUAAGACGUUUAUGAUUCCUACUCCUAAAUAUAGCAUUAUACUAGGAUUGUUUUUUUAACAUUUCCAGAAAUCAUGGCAGAGAAGGGAACUAUAUUUUUCAUCCAGAUAUUUUCUUCUUUUUUCAUAUUUCUGCCCAAAACAUUUGAACUUUCACUUUGUCCUGGAUACAUGUCCAAGCAAACAGGCUUAUUCCAUGAAAACAAGCUUAGAAAUGUUUUCCCCCAAUGGGUAUGCUUUUAAUGGCACUUGUGAUUAAAUAGCAAAAGCAGAACUUUGUCCUCCACUAUAUUAAUGGAUUCUGCCCCCAUAAAUUCAAAUUUCCUUGGCUUGAAAAUAUGUAUUUAAAAUAAACCACAAAGCAAACCAUGACUUUGCUAUUUUAUAUAAAGGACAUUGUUUUAUGAUACCAUUAUAUAUAAUUGGACUUGAGCAUCCAUUGAUUUUUGAUAUCCAUUGCGAGGUCCUAGAACCAAACCCCAGCAGAUCUUCUUAAAUGGCUGUGAAGUGUGGGUGCUCCUCAGUUCAGUACAUGGCCAGAAAGUGUCUUCUAAAAGGUCUGCUAAAUGAACAUUGUAUGUUAUUUAAAGGUUUAUAUAAACAUUCUAAAAGUAAAGGUCAAGGUCUCCCCUUGACAUUAAGUCUAGUUGUGUCCAACUCUGAGAGGCUGUGCUCAUCUCCAUUUCUAAACCGAAGAGCCGGCGUUGUCCAUAGAUGCCUGUUAGGCCAUGUGGCCGGCAUGACUGCAUGGAGCACCAUUACCUUCCUGCUGGAGUGGUUCCUAUUUGCUCACAUUUGCAUGUUUUCAAACUGCUAGGUUGGCAGAAGCUGGGACUAACAGCCCUGCUCCCCUGAUUUGAACCGCCGACCUUUCGAUCAACAAGUUCAGCAGCUCAGCGGUUUAAUCCACUGCACCACCAAGGGCUCCAAUAAUAAACAUUUUAAUGCUUAAUAAUUCUUGUUUAGUCCCUUAAUAAGUACUCCCUGCUUUGCUAAUGACUUAUUAUAGACCAGGAGCCUCAAAGGUACAUUUGCGGGUGCAACUGUCAAUGGAAACAGACGAUCUUUCUUAUCUGCAUCAGCCCUUCAUAUUUGUGAAUUGUUCUGGGGUGCUGUGAAAUAGUAUAGGGCUGGUGUCUGUGCCAUGCCGGGGGCUUCAGGGGCAAAAGAAGAACACCCCAUUGUGCUUUUACUUCAGUACAAGUGCAACAUUAGAUUUAAGCCUUAAAAUCAGUGUCUUCAUUCCUCAUGCAAAACCUACCCAUUCCUCAUUCAAAGCCUCAUGCAGAACUUAUUUGCUUCAACAGUGUUGAUAGAAGGGAAGAUUCUCCAGUAUCAGGCUCUAUGGUACAUACUCAGUCUGUACCAUAUUAUAGUACGGUUUGGAGCAUCUUCAGUUUGAAAUAUCAGAAAAUGAGGGUGGGGCACUUUUCAGGGACAAUUCAACUCCCACAAGCCUUGGUUAAUCCUAGUAUAAUGCUAAUACAAAACUCUUUUUUAACAGAUAACUUUGAUAUUUAGUGGAGAAUUUGCCAGAAGAAACUGGUGGAAUUUGACUCUUGAUUUUAGCUAAUAUUCCACUUUUUAUCCAAAGGCUUCAUGACCAAAUCCAAGGUCCUGUUCACAAAGAAGUGGCUUGUUUUAUUUAAAAGAAGCAGACUAGCUUAACUAAUAUUUUCCUGCAAGUUUUCAAUAAUUUUCAAAUUUGUUGCUGUAUGCUGGCUCUGUGUAAUUUAAAAAACAGGAUAUAAUCUUAUCAGUUUCAUCAUUCCCAAAGAUUUUUUUCUUCUUUUUUGAUGUGUGGUGUGAGAGAGAUAAAGAUUUAAUAACUAAAUUUAAUAAUUUAAUAAUUAUAUGUCCCUUCUCUGUGUUGUCAAAGGAUUUCAUGGCCGUAAUCACUGAAUUACUGUGAGUUUUCCAGGCUGUAUGGCCUUUUUUUGUUGUUGUGUCAGGAGCGACUUGAGAAACUGCAAGUCGCUUCUGGUGUGAGAGAAUUGACUGUCUGCAAGGACGUUGCCCAGGGGACGCCCAGAUGUUGUGGGAGGCUUCUCUCAUGUCCCCGCAUGAGGAGCUGGAGCUGAUAGAGGGAGCUCAUCCACUCUCACAACCUCCGAGGAUGCCUGCCAUACAUGUGGGCAAAACGCCAGGAGAGAAUGCUUCUGGAACAUGGCCAUACAGCCCAGAAAACUCACAGCAACCCAAAAAAGUGGAUAUUGGAUUAUUGGUUUGAAUGAACGUUUUACUGUUCUGGGGAUGAAAGUGCAUUUGCACACAUAAAAAGCUGACAAUUUUAGUGAAAUAGUCUCGAGGCUUUUAUAGUUAUGCUUUGUUCGGACCCAGUGGUUCUUAAAAAAUAUUUUCUAUUGAUCUCUGCUGGAGUUUGGUGGGUUGCGUUGUUGUUAAUUACACUAUUCAGCUCUGGAAUCAUCAAAACCAAACAAACCCUAGCAACAACUAUUGUGAAAGGCUGCUUUGGCACAUGGUGCUGGUGCAGCUUCACAGGUCCCAGGGCCUAUAACCUGAUCAAUAAUUCGACCCUUGUCAAAAGAAUUGCAAAGCUCAAGUUGUUAAAAAAAAAAAACUACCAUUAAGGCCAAUUACAAAUAUUCCCCAUUUUUCCAUAGCCUUCCCAUGGAGAACCUGAAUGAAGUCCAUGGGCAGAGCAUGGAAAACCCAUUUUUUGGUUGCGCCUCCCCAAACCCCCAGUAGCUAUACUGGAAAUCAUAAUCAGAAAAAUAUUUCAUGGGCCUCCCCAGUGUGCAGAUGUCAUCUUGAGAGCUAAUCCCAUGUACUGCGCCUCAGAAACAUAUUAUGUAAACCUGGCAAAAUUAAAAACCUGUGAAGUUGCUGGACCAAAUUUUGGCACUUUGUGGGAAGCAGCAUUAGUUGUUAGCAAACCUCUUGGUUCUCCAAUUAUCAAGGGAACUGACAAGCUGCUUCCUGGAUGCCUUUGAAAUUAGUUUUUGCUCAUGGAAACAGAAGUUCGAUACUUUUGUAUGAUAUGCGUGGGAGAACUGCACAACUUGAAUGGAUACUGACAGACUAUUUUCUGUAGGUACUACUUAUAAAAGAAAGCUUUAAAGGCAUUUAAAAGAUACUGAUGAUUUGUAACAAAGGCAGCAGUCUAUCCCCACUUAUCUGCAAAGAAGUCCUAUUAAACUUGGACUUAUUUCUGAGUAGAGAUACUAUACCUUGUGCUGUUAACUACACAUUCUGGCACAUUUUAAUAUUCCAUGUAAAUUCUUAAUAGAUGUGAACCUAGAAUAAUACAGUAUUUGCAGUUGAAUACCGAUUGUUCAAAGUUUGUUUUCUAUGUAUGAAAUUCUGAAAUUGCACUGAAAAUUCCUUUCCCCCCAAAAAAUGUGAAUAUAUUUCUGUUAGUGUGGUAUGAGUGGAUGUUUGAAUCAAAUUAUUUUACUCAAACCAUAGUAAAGGUAAAGGUUUCCCCUUGACAUUAAGUCUAGUCAUGUCCGACUCUGAGGGGUGGUGCUCAUCUCCUUUUCUAAACGAAGAGCUGGCAUUGUCCGUAGACACCACCAAGGUCAUGUGGCCGGCAUGACUGCAUGGAGUGCCGUUACAUUCCCACAGAAGCGAUACCUAUUGAUCUAUUCACAGUUGCAUGUUUUCGAAUUGCUAGGUUGGCAGAAGCUGGGGCUAACAAUGAGAGCUCCCUCCUACUUUGUUCUAAAGGUUCUUAUCCAAAAUAUGACAGUGUAUUAUAGUUAAUGGCAUAGCAUAUUGUGCUGAAAUCUCCAAAUAUUCUGAAAUUACUUCAGACUACCAAAGUGAAAGGUAGAUAAUUAAUCUGAAGUCAAACAAGAAUAUAUAUUUAGGGGAAAUAUGUGGAUUGCAGCCUCAGGUGAAAAUAAGCUAAGAGAGUGUGUGUGUGAUAUAGUUGCACAAGUUUGGUUGGAGAACUGUGAAUCAGUGUCAAAAGCUUUCAUGAAUGCACUGCAGACCUCCCAGAGGGUGGGUGACUUGGCACUGAAAAGUUGUAAGGUUCAAAAAUGAGUUGAUAAAAGGCAUAUCAUGUUAUGAAUGUGGUGAGAUUAAUUUUCAGUAUCUGAUACAGGGAACAGAAGAUGAUUAUAUUUCCCUACCAAAAUUCUUGGAUUGUGUAUUUUUAUUGUUUCUAAACACCAAACUAAUAUAAGAAUUGUAAACUUGCACAAAUGAUUUUAACUUGCUUCAUUCGAAAUAAAAGUGAAAACAUUGUCCAACA
Anolis sagrei ordinatus is the source of this 7738-nucleotide messenger RNA. RefSeq names its product regulator of microtubule dynamics 3 (gene RMDN3). Gene Ontology annotation, molecular function: microtubule binding. Gene Ontology annotation, cellular component: spindle microtubule; mitotic spindle pole; mitochondrion. Lineage: Eukaryota; Metazoa; Chordata; Lepidosauria; Squamata; Anolidae. The record is from RefSeq and is a predicted model, not a curated record.